This is a messenger RNA of Raphanus sativus (radish), 1825 nucleotides long. RefSeq names its product probable acyl-activating enzyme 4. The coding region runs from base 47 to 1708 and encodes 553 amino acids. NCBI's taxonomy places the organism in Eukaryota, Viridiplantae, Streptophyta, Magnoliopsida, Brassicales, Brassicaceae. The transcript has 2 exons. The record is from RefSeq and is a predicted model, not a curated record.
UACUACAUAAACAGACACAUUUAGUCAUAAAGUUAAAUAUUUAACAAUGGAACUUUUACUCCCACAUCCUUCAAACUCAUCUCCUCUGACUGUUCUCGGUUUCUUAGACCGAGCAGCCUCCGUUUACGGCGACUCUCCUUCCCUCGUCCACGCGACCACCACCCAUACUUGGUCUGAAACCCACUCUAGAUGUCUUCGUGUCGCUUCGACUCUUUCUUCAUCCUCCCUCGGAAUCAACCGUGGCCAAGUUGUCUCCGUUAUUGGUCACAACGUCCCUUCUGUCUACGAGCUUCAGUUCGCUGUUCCAAUGUCUGGCGCGGUCCUCAACAACAUCAACCCUCGUUUGGACGCUCAUGCACUCUCUGUUGUUCUGCGCCACAGUGAAUCCAAGCUCGUUUUCGUUGACCAUCAGUCGAGUUCUUUAGUCCUUGAAGCUGUCUCGUUCUUGCCCAAGAAUGAGAAACCUCGUCUUGUCCUCCUCCAAGAUGACAGCAACACAUCGGACAUUGCCAACAUGUCAACCUCUUCGUCCGCUGACGUGGAUUUUCUCGACACAUACGAAGGUGUUAUGGAGAGAGGAGACUCGGAGUUCAAGUGGGUCCGUCCUAACAACGAGUGGAACCCAAUGGUGCUUAACUACACCUCGGGAACGACGUCGUCUCCCAAGGGUGUGGUACUUAGCCAUAGAGCAGUUUUCAUGAGCACGGUUAACUCUUUGCUCUACUGGUCUAUGCCUAACCGACCAGUCUACCUAUGGACACUACCGAUGUUCCACGCCAACGGUUGGGGCUACACAUGGGCCACAGCCGCUGUGGGGGCCACAAACAUAUGUGUCAGAAGAGUAGACGCUCCCACCAUUUUCGAGUUGAUAGACAAACACCAAGUGACUCACAUGUGCGCCGCGCCGAUGGUUCUCAACAUGUUGACUAACUAUCCAGCUCGGAAGCAGCUUAACCGACCGGUCCAGGUUAUGACAGCCGGAGCUCCUCCUCCGGCCACGGUCAUCUCCAGCGCCGAGAAUCUAGGUUUUAAUGUGAGUCACGGUUACGGGCUGACGGAAACUGGCGGUCUAGUUGUCACGUGCGCGUGGAAGCCCGAGUGGGACGGGCUAGGACAAGACGAGAGAGCAAAGCUCAAGUCAAGGCAAGGGAUCAGAACCGCGGUGUUCGCGGAAGCUGACGUGCUGGACACGCUAACGGGAAAGAGCGUGAAGCGCGACGGAGUCACUGUGGGAGAGAUCGUCUUCAGAGGCGGUUCAGUCAUGUUGGGAUACUACAAAGACCCGGAAGGCACCGCGGGGUGUAUGAGAGGAGACGGAUGGUUCUACACUGGAGACAUUGGUGUGAUGCACCCGGACGGUUACUUGGAAGUCAAGGAUAGGUCAAAGGAUGUGAUCAUAUGCGGAGGAGAGAACAUCAGCAGCACGGAAGUUGAGACGGUUUUGUACACGAACCAGGCGGUUAAGGAAGCGGCUGUGGUGGCUAAACCGGACAAGAUGUGGGGAGAGACUCCGUGUGCGUUUGUGAGCUUGAAGUGUGGUGAUGAUGGUGGGGCUGUUACUGAGAGAGAGAUAAGGGAGUUUUGUAAGAAGAAGCUACCGAAGUAUAUGGUUCCAAGGAAUGUGGUUUUCAUGGAGGAGCUUCCGAAGACUUCUACCGGAAAGAUUCAGAAGUUUCUUCUUAGACAAAUGGCUAAGUCUUUGCCUUGAUUGAACUACACAAUCUUAAGUACACUGUAUGGUUUACCUAAAGUAGAAGUCUCUGGUUCAUUAGUUUGUCUCUAUUUUCUUGUCGCCAAUCAUUAAAUGUUUGUCCGGUUCUUAGUA